This is a messenger RNA of Drosophila yakuba, 7885 nucleotides long. RefSeq names its product Krueppel-like factor luna. NCBI's taxonomy places the organism in Eukaryota, Metazoa, Arthropoda, Insecta, Diptera, Drosophilidae. Gene Ontology annotation, biological process: regulation of transcription by RNA polymerase II. Gene Ontology annotation, molecular function: RNA polymerase II cis-regulatory region sequence-specific DNA binding; DNA-binding transcription factor activity, RNA polymerase II-specific. The transcript has 5 exons. The record is from RefSeq and is a predicted model, not a curated record. Bases 1355 to 3085 code for a protein of 576 amino acids.
ACGCGUAACAGUCAAAUUUCAGAAGUCGAAGCGGAAAGACGCGUUUUUCUCACGUCCUCUUUUCUGCCGGUUAUUCGGAAAAUCGCAGUCGCAGUCGCCAACGCAGUUAUCGGAUGAAUCUAUGCAAUCGCACAGAUAAUUAUUUUGGCCAAAAAUAACAACAACAAAAAACGCCGAUCUGAAAGAUACGAGUACGAAACCCAACGGAUUGCCAAUUUGUUUAUAUGCCAUGGUUGCGUUCGUGUGUGCGCGAGUAUCUGUGUGAGCAGCGCGUGUAAACAAAAAAAAAAGAAAAAAAUAAAAAUAAACGAGCAGUGUAUCUUCUUCGGCUCUGAUAAGCUGACAAGUUUGAUAAAACACCAACCGAUGGUUGUUGUUAACAGCUAGGAAAACACAAGUGCUACUGCAUAAGAAAAGCCCCCCCUCUCUCCGCCCCCACACCAUCUAAAUUACGAAUCCAAACAAAAAGCGCCGGCUAGCGGAAUAAGUGAAAUUCAAGAUACAAUUGUAAAUACAGCGGAAUUAUUGGAAAAUAUACACAAAUAGCAUCGCCGGUAUCGCUGCGAAUUAAAGCCGUGAAAAAUUCGCUGAAACAACAACAACUAGAAUAACAACAACAACAGCCAGUAAGCAAUCAUUGUGUGAAGUAUACGACUAAGUUCUUAUCGGUGUGCGAUCGUUGUUGCUAAUAUUAUUAUUUUAUGUGCUGGUUCGUUGAGUUGUUGUUAUUGCCUUAGCCGGCGUCGCGUCGGUGUUAGUGUGUCGGUGUGUUUGUGUGCAAACGAGUUUGCAAAUACAACAAAAAGGAAGGAAAAAAUUAUUGCAGUUACGGUGGCAAGUGUUGCAGAUAUACCAGCGGCAGCAACAGCAGCAGCAGCAACAACGAGUUAGCCAGAAACCAACACACGAGAGGCCACGAAAAUAUUGGAAUUUGAAGUCGGAAAUCUGAAUGAAAGUGCUGAAAUGAAAUAAAUCUUAAGUGCAUAAGAAACCAAAAAUUCCACUUAUAAAUGACGAGCGUGUGCAAAGUGUAAAUAAUUACAUAUUAGCUGUAUAUUAUUCAUAUAUAUAUUCAAUCGCGAGUGCUAAAAUGCUAUCCAUCGCAGCAUCGGUCAUCGUCGGGAUGCAGCAAUCUGUCUGAAAUCAAAUUAAGCCAAUCAAAAUAUAUCGGUCGCUCUAAGUAAUCAAUCGUCGUAGCCAAUCAAAUCAAAAUUGCAUCAAAAGCAACCUCAAAUUGUUGCCCCACCAACAGUUUGAGUGCACAUUUCCGUCGGCCCCACUUCCUGAAACAUUUAAAAACGGCCUCAAAACGGAGUCCCUAGAGUUUUUGCGGUGCGAGGAAGAGGAUAUCAAGAUGGAUAUCCUUCCGAGUGGCAACAUCUUCAGCGAGCUGGAGCGGAUCUGCACCACCGGCUACUACUCGUCGCAGCCGUCGAUCGAGGAUCAAUGGCAACAGACCUGCUACGAACUGGAGCGCUACCUGCGGGACGAGCCCAAGCUGCAGAAGAAGAUGCACAGCAACCUGGACAAUCCGUGGGACAUCUUCUCCACACAGGCCCGCCUGCUCGAGGAGCUGAAGAUCAAGGAUCAGCACCUGGACACGAUCUCGACGACCUCCUCGGUCUCGUCCAACUGCUCGGGCGCCUCCUGGGACAGCAAUGGCUCCCAGGCGCUCAGCUGCUCGGUGCUGGUCAAGCAGGAGCGGAUCGACGAGGAGGACGACGACGUGGGCUGUGACGACAAGCUGAGCGUGCUGCUCGCAGCUCCGCCCUCGGCCAUCUCCCCGAAUCCCAGCAUCGGCAGUGCCGGCAACAUGACGCCCACCAGCAUCAGCCACAGCAGCAGCAUCAGCAGCAGCAAUAGCAGCAGCAAUAGCAAUAGCAAUAGCAAUAGCAUUGGCAACGGCAUCACCACCAGCAGCAGCAGCCACAUCCUCGCCAGUCCGCUGAGCAGCCUGGGCAGUGGCAGCACCAUCACAGUGAGUUCCCGCAACAGCUCGGCGCCGGGCAUCAAGGUACGCGUGGUCCAGGCCAAGAGUCACCCGGGCAGCAGUGCGAGAAUGCACCUGGGCCAUGUGCAGGACUUUGUGCUGCCCACGCUCACGCCGCCCUCUUCGCCAGAGUCCAAUCUGCGCAACCACAACUACGCCCAGCAGUUGGAGGCCAACGAUCUGGCGGCACUGAUACAGCAGCAGCAGCAGCAACAGCAGCAACAGUCACAUCCACAGCCCAGCAACUCCACACCCGCUACAGCAAUCCUGCGCUUCACCAGCCAGAGCAGUCCCACGAUGACGCAACUGCAGCAGCAGCAGCAGCAGCUGGCCGUCCAGCAUUUGAGCAUAUCGCCCCAGGCCCUGGGCCACUGCAACACCGGCAGCAACUCGCCCAAGAGCAGCAGCAGCAGCCACAGCAGCAACAGCAGCAACAGCAGCAGCAGCAGCAGCCACAGUAGCAGCAGCAGCAACAGCAUCAGCAGCUCCAGCGGCAGCGGCAGCAGCGACCAGCCAACACACAGCAACAUUCCGCGCAGCACCAUCGUCCGGCUGACGACGGCGAACGGGAAGCCGGGAGCAGCUGGAAUCAGUCUGGCCCGCGUCAUCCAAAUGCAGAACAACGGCAAUGCCAAUGUCGCCGCCGUGCUCAGUGCAGCAGCCAACAGCAGCAGCAGCAACACCAACGGCAGCAGCAACACCAGCAGCAACAGCAACACGGCGACGCCGCAGCAACAGGUGCUUUCGCAACGGGCUGAAAAGUCGGCGAAUGGCUCCUCGAAACCGCACCACCCGCGCCAACAUCACAGCGAUCACAGCCCGGACGCCAAGCGGCGGAUACACAAGUGCCAAUUUCUGGGCUGCAAAAAAGUCUACACGAAGAGCUCGCACCUGAAGGCCCACCAAAGAACGCACACAGGUGAAAAGCCGUACAAGUGCUCCUGGGAGGGCUGUGAAUGGAGGUUUGCGAGGAGCGACGAGCUGACCCGCCACUACCGCAAACACACAGGUGCAAAGCCGUUCAAGUGCCGCAACUGCGAUCGCUGCUUCUCGAGGUCCGAUCACCUGGCGCUGCACAUGAAGCGCCACAUGUGAGGCGAGAUUUAAGCAGGCCAUCCGGAAAAGCCGGGAAAUAAAGAGUCGGAGGGGAGGAGGAGGAAUCCAGCGGAAACUGUGUGCCAUCAAGGAACGAUGAAAAACUUGCGUGACGCUAAUCAAAACCACUUUAUUCGUGGAGCAGAGAGGGGUGUAAAAGUAAUCGAGGAAAAAGCAACUAGGAAAGCAUCACAACACAGCACAAUGAUGGAAAUUCAUGUUCUCUGAUUCCGAUUGACAUUUGUGUUGCUAUUAUUGUCGCCGUUAUCGUUUUCGUUAUCAUAUGGUUAUCGUCGUUAUCGUUUCAAUUGCAAAUUUGAUUUGUUUCAAUGCCUUGCUAAGAAUAAGUUUAAGCUUUAGCAGCCUGAUCGCAUUUCCCCAAUCACACCUAGCAUUUAGCCGCAAGUUCUGAACAAACAGCAAAAAUUGUGUACAAUUUACCAAAGCUAAGCUGAUUUCUUUAAUUAGUAAAGCAGCAACAAAAACCAGCAAUUGCUAAAAAAAAAUACAAAAAAAUAGUAACUUAAUUUAAAAGAAUAUUUUUGUUUUCAGAAUGUGAACACUGCCAAAAUGAAAAUGUAAAAAAAGCAAACAAAAAAAACAAAAAACUAAAAGCUAGAAAAAAUAUAUGUAAAUGUAAAGAAAUAUGAUAGGUAAUUAGUUUCAUACGUCAGCAUCAGUAAAUAGAAACACAAAUAUUACAAGAAAAGAGUAAAAGUGCAAAAUAUGUUUUAAACAAAACGAAAGAAAACAGAAAACGAUGAAAAUGCUUAUUUUCUUAAUUUAAUUUUAAAUGUAUUUUAAGUGUUGCCUAGGUCUGAAAAUUUUCACAUUUCACCGCACCACUCAAAAUUGGAAACUUUAAACACAAAGUUUAUUGAACGCCUAAAUUAAAUUUAAUUGAUAUUCGGAAUAUGAAAUAGACGCAAUUUCGUUGCUCUGUUUUUAUUGAAUAUACGUAAUUAUUUAAUGUAAACAAUUUCUCUUAUGCAUUGCCUAAGUGAUGGAAAGUAUUACGAACACAUUUUGAUAUGUAUACCUAAUUUAAUCAAAUCAAAAUUUGUAUUCUCAAUCGAAAAUCGAAACAAAAUUUACCUUCGACUUAACAUACAAAUUCUUCUUUACGUGCCUCAUAAUGUUAAUUUAAACAAAUCAAUCAAUUCAAUUCCUUUAGCUAAGCCACAUUUUUUCGGAACCCUUAUGAUUUGCGGUAGACUUAAACUUUCAUUGGAUCUUUUAUUUUUUGCGUGCUGCUUCUUAUUUUCUAGCUUAUCAUUUCCUCGUUCUUGUUUAUAGUGAUUUGUUUAUUUUUAAUUAUUUUUAAAUAAAGAAAAAGUAUGUGAAAAGCGAAUGUUUCCACGGUCUUAUCAUUUUGUAGUACACCAGCACCCCUCAGCAAAUGAAACACGACAUCAAAGUAUACAACGUUGAUCGAAAUAUCGGUCAAUCAUUAUGGUUUGUGUGAUGAGAAAUUCUGUGAUCCAGAGAACAACAACAACAAAAUAGCUAAGGCAAAGAAAAAUAAGGGAAAACCAAAACAAUACCAAUGGCAAGCAGGUAAUCAACUGCAGCACACAUGCACUAAAAUGCUAUAGGAAAACGUAUGGGGCUCAGAAAGGAUGCAGUCCUCUCCAAUUGUUCCCAGAAAAAGAGCCUAAGAAUUUAAAAGAGCUCUUGAUAUAUAUAUAUAAAUGUUUAUGUACAUACAAACACGAAAUACAGUUUGACUUCUUUUCUAGCUUUAUUCUCACUGAUAGUCGAUGUGUGGAGAAUUUUGAGGAUUUCGACUGUAAUCGUGGUCGAAAUCACUAUGUACCGUGUUGCUUGUGCUUUGUGUCAUUUGAGUGUUAUCGUAUUUGUAUGUAUCUGUAUAUCAUCAGAUCGACUCGCCACAAAACGGAUAAUCCCAAUAGACCCCAAGGGGUUCUUCCAGUUCCAGAAUCCCGUUUGACUUCCAAGCGAAAAUUGCACUGAACAAUACUUAAUAAAUACGUGAAAAUCGAAAUCGAAAUCCAAAACCAAUACCAAUACCAUUACGAUGUGUCAAAAAUGCUUCAAUCAGUUUAGUCUAGCUUUUGAGAGAAAACAGAAACGAAAAACCGAAACAGUAAAAUAGAAAUCCCGAAUAUAUAAAAUAUUUUGUAUAGAAAACCUUUAAACUAAAAUCGAAAGCGUAAGGCAAAUUUAGAUCCUAAAGCAGAUAUUGGAUAGUCACGAGCGCAGAGUGAGCGGCAGUAUAGAAAUGGAUAAACAAGAAUAUAUAUAUAUAUGUAUUUUACAACCGAAGAAGUGUAUUUUAAAAUGAGAAAAACAAAUUAAACAAAAUUAUUGUGUAAAAAGGUAAAACAAAAUGAAAGACUGGUCAACGAGGUGUUCCGCGUUUAUGCAACAAUUGCAAAAUAGAAAAAGUAAACAAAUAUAUAUAUAUAUAUGUGUACACACACGAGUGUAAGAGAUUUCGAACCCGAAGGAUUAAGAUACUGUACUCCAAAUCGCAUAUAGUGUUCGAUGUGUGAGCCCAGUGCGUUUAUAGCAUAGGUUAAGACCACUCGAUCAUUUUGAUUUAGAUUUCGCGAAUCGCAAUUUCAUUUCGACGCGAUUGAGAUUCUCCGAUUCGGCAGCAAAACUACGCAUACGUAAGAGGGAAGGCCUUGCCGCGAUCCCGCAAAUAAAGUUAAUGAAGUACGAAUUUUAAGUAACGCUGAAUGUGAGUCUAGAGAGUACUAAACCGAAACUAUGGAUAUAUUUUAGUGUCUACACUUGAGCAUUUGAGCAUUUUACAAAGGCAAACUCCCCGGGGUCUGCCUUUGCGAAGUCAGGCUGUCUGCGACUCCGUUGCUGAGGGAAAAUCUAUAAACAUUUUCUACAGAUUUACAGCCGAGCACUACAACCAAAGGCAAGCGCACAGUGGCCGGAAGUCAGAAGACAGAAGAAGACAGUCGCAGGGCAGGAAAAAUUUGGCAGCAGGCACACAUAAAAAUAAAUACUAUAAAGUAUACUAAAACUAGAGUAAAUACAUUUUAAUUUCGUUUAGAGUUUCGUUUGCAAAUGUGCUUAGCAAUUUUCCCAUUCCUCCCCGCUUCCAGUUCCCAGUUUCCAGUUUCCCCACAUUUUCCCCAAGUUUUCCCCACCUUUUCCCCACCCAGGAGCGGAAUAUCAUAAGCGUUUAGUUUAAGAGUAGACUAAAUGGCGCAGGGCCAAGCUUAGUAUAGCAGAAAUAUAUGGGAGGAGAUAGGCAUACACAUACAUAUAUGGUCGGAAAAUGGAAAAUGGUGUCGGGAAUGUUAGCUGGGGAAGGGGGUAGGGGAUCUGGGGAGGAGAAGGAGUAAAACAUUUUAUGUAGGCAAAUAAGGGCAUAACUCGUAAAAGAUUUUGUGUAUAGUUUAGUGAAAUGAAUUAGUUUAAUGUUAAAUGAACUCAAAAGGAAACUACAUAAAAAUAUAUGAAUAUAUACAUCGGAUAUGGUAUUAAGAGAAUAUACUUAGUGCGUAUGGCGAACCUAUUUACGUGGCAGUUGUGUGUGCAAGGUGUGCGUGUGAGUUAGAGUGUGUAAGUGUGAGUGUGGACUAAAUUGAUGUGUAUCUGUCGUAAGGACGAGUCGGGCAAGAAGUAGAAGUCAGUUUUUGGGAAGGAUUAUGCAAAGCAUCUACAAAUUAAGGCACAGCAUUAUAAAUUACAACUAAUGAAGUACGUUUACGUUUAUUUGAGCUACAAACGCACGAACGGUUACUAAAGCUAGAACGGUGAUGGAAUGCAGAUGAGGAGGUCAGAGGUCAUAGGCUUAGGGAAGUGGGAAGUGGUAAAUGGGAAAUAGGGCUACUGACAGUAGACAUUUUGGGGGCAGCAAGUGGUGAUUACUUAGGACUUUUACGCGAUAACUCAGUUUAGCCCUUCCUCGUUUCUGUACAUGAUCGCAACCCCAGGCAUGCAUUCAUAUUUGUAAUUGUAAUCGUAAGGCAGUGUAAUUGAUAUCAAGCAUAAGCAAAAGCUACAGAAAUAACGAGGAAAAUUCACAAGUUUCGGCACAGGAAAACCAAAUUGAGAAAUACAUUUUAGGAGUAAGUAAAUAAAAAAAAAUAGUAAAACCAAAAAAUAAUUAUAUUUAAUGCUUGUGCGAAACAGAAAAAUUCUUAGCUAAUAGCAAAUAGCGAAAAAUCUAAUUGUCAGUGUUUAAUUACUAUUAUUGAUGUGCAUUAAAUGUGUGCUUAGUUCACAAAACAAAAAUCCCUUUUACCCCUUUACCCGUAUCCCCAUUUUCCAGGUUCCUACCAUCCUUGACAGUUGUGUUUUUUACGAUUGAUUGUUUUUAGCGCUUCGCAAGUCAAACAGAAAAUUAAAAACUAUAUAAAAUAGAGCGAAUAACUGGACUCGGAAAUGUUUGCAUAGAUUAUGAGUUAAUUAACUGCGAGAAUAAUUAAUAGAAUUUAAUUCAACAAGCAUAUUUUCAGCGUCGCCCGCGCGUCUUAACCCCCUAGAUUAUAUAGCAAAAGCAAAGGAAAAGCAAACGCGAAAAAAUAAACAAAACAAAACAAAAAUGAUUGAUCAUUAAACAUUAUGAAUUAUUAUAAUUAUGGCUUGUUUGUUGCGGCUUUUUGUGCAUCUCCAUUCGGAAAUCAUUUUGUAUGGGGUAACAAAUUAUAAGAGAAUCUAGAAAAUAAACACAGAAAACAUAGCAGAAACAAUUGGGCACACGAAGGCCAAAAAACGAUGGAGAUGGAGAACAUUUCUUGUACUUAGGUUUAGUUUAUUAUACAAACAAAACAAGAAUAACAGCGGCCGAAGAAAGCCAAUAAAAACAGC